Messenger RNA from Chlamydomonas reinhardtii, 9076 nucleotides. RefSeq lists its product as uncharacterized. The record is from RefSeq and is a predicted model, not a curated record. NCBI's taxonomy places the organism in Eukaryota, Viridiplantae, Chlorophyta, Chlorophyceae, Chlamydomonadales, Chlamydomonadaceae. The transcript has 12 exons. Bases 347 to 6613 code for a protein of 2088 amino acids. Gene Ontology annotation, biological process: intracellular signal transduction; protein phosphorylation. Gene Ontology annotation, molecular function: ATP binding; MAP kinase activity. Gene Ontology annotation, cellular component: nucleus; cytoplasm.
CUAAUCGAGACGUGCAACAAGGGAAGCGAAUUCAGGCGAAGGCCCGCAUGGGCUACUCGCCCCAUACAAGCUCUAAAAUUUAGUCGUGCGUCAACUCAACUUAACACUUGCUAGCUAUUUGCUUAACUACAUACGACUGACUGGUUUGUGCAGGCUCUAACCACGCUGAAGCCGCACGACGAAACUGGCAGGAAUGUUCUCAUAAGUUCCCAGGCAAAUUAAGCAAUAGUGCAGCUUGAGGCUUUUAAGUACUGUUUCGGCAAUGUGCCAGCGGGUAGUGCUAUGCGAUACUUGAGUUGGACAAAGCGGCAGGUUUCUGGGCCGUGUGGCUCGCACCUAAUUCCCAAUGGAUGCCUACCAGUGGGUGCGGAGCAUCAGCGAGGGCUCAUAUGGUGACUGCCACGUCUGUCGCGACGUCAAGAACGGCGACGAGCUGGUUGCAGUGAAACGAUUGAAAGCGGCGCACCUGGAUGAAAAUAUCAAGCGGCUGACGCUGCGCGAGCUUCGAGUGCUUCGCGGUUUGCCGCAACACCCCAACGUGGUGCAUCUGAAGGAUGCAUUUCGAAGCGAGUCGGGGCGCGUGUACAUGGUGUUCGAGCUGGCGGCCAGGAGCAUGCUGCAGGAGAUGGAGCGGCACCACCGCUUCAUGCUGCCAGCCAAGCUGGUCAAGCUGGUGGCGUUCCAGCUGCUGCGGGCGUUGGCGCACUGCCACAAGAACGGUGUCAUGCACCGCGACAUCAAGCCAGCAAACAUCCUGCUCGGCCUGCCCUCCCGCCGCGGUGACGGCAGCGCCAGCGGCGAUGAAUGGGAGGACGAGCCGGAGCACCCCGCGGCGGACGGCCAGCAGCCGCAGCCGCAGCCUGUGCGCAGGCACCGCAAGGGGCUGGUGCCGCGGGGCCGCGGGCUGCUGGUGAAGCUGUGCGACUUUGGGUUCGCGCGCUGGCUGCCCAACGCGGCGGGGGCGGCGGGCGCCGCGGCGCGGUCGGGCUUCACAAACGCGGAGGAGGCGUGGGAGUCGGUGGGCGUGGGCGUCGGCAUGGGGCUGGAGGGCGGCGGCGACCGCUGCUCAUCGUACAUGGUCACGCGCUGGUACCGCGCGCCGGAGAUCCUGAUCCGCAACCGCACGUACGACUGCGGUGUGGAUGUGUGGUCGUUCGGCUGUACCAUCGGGGAACUGGUGGCGGGCGAGCCGCUCUUCCCGGGGUCUUCCACCGCAGACCAGCUGUGGCGCAUCAUGCGCUGCAUGGGCCCGCUGCCGCCGCACAUGGCAAUGCGCAUGCGCGCGAGCCCCAACCUGGCAGGGCUGGCGGCGGCGGGGGCGCAGGCGCGUGGCCGCACGCUGGCGCAGCGCCUCAACGGGGCCGCCACGCCGCAGCUGGUGGAGCUGCUGAGUGCCUGCCUGGUGCUGGACCCCUCACGCCGGCCCACCGCCGCGCAGCUGCUGCGGCUGCCCUACUUCUGGGACGUGCCCAAGAUGCUGGAGGGGGAGCCCGAGUUGGCGGCGCUGCUACAGCUGCCCGCCGCGCCGCCGCCCACGGCAGGGCCGGCUGUAGCAGCGACGGCCAAGGGCCCUGGGGCGGCUACCAUCGACGCCGCCGCCGCCGCGGGCAAGGGAGGGGCGGCGGCCGCGGACGCGGCGGCCGCAAUGCAGCGGCCCGGCUACAAGCCCGUGAGUGUGGGCACCGCCGCAGCGGUGAUGAAAAAGGCGGCGGAGGCGUCGGCGUCCUCCUCAGCGGAGGUGACAGGCACGCCCACAUCGAUGGCGGCGGCGGCGGUGGCAGCGGCGGCGCCCACUGCUCAGGACGCGACGCUGGUGAUCACGGCGGGCAUCAUGUUGGGAGACGUGCGCAUGCAAUCGGCGGGCGCAAGCAAGGCGGGCACAGAGGCUGAGCCCAUGGAUGUGGACACGCCUCCAGUGGCGGCGGCGGCGGCAGCAGUAGCGGCGGCACCGGCAUCGGCGCCCGUGCAACCGGCGGCGCCCUCGACUCCCGCAACCCACACCUCGGAUUCCGCUGCCGCGCAGCCCGUGCUGCAGGAGCAGGCGAGGGCCACACCGCAACAGACACAACAGCAGCAACAACAGCAGCAGCAACAACAACAGCAGCAGCAGCAGCAGCGUGCUGGCCAGCAGGCACAACUGCCGCACCCUGUGCCGCCCGAGCAGCUACACCCACUCUUAUCCUCAGCCGCGGCGGCUGUGACGUCGCCCGCGACGGCUCACGCCGCUUCGGAGGCGGCGGCUGCCCGCCCGGAUUUGUCGGCAGGCGCGCUAGGCCCCGGGGCGGCCAAGCUAGACGCAAAACCCGCCACCGCGUCCCUAUCAGCCAACAGCACAGGCAUCGAAGCUGCCCCGGCGCCGGCCCCUGCCUUGGCUGCGGGUCAGUCGACGGCGUCCUCGGCCGCAGCUGCCAUUGUGAAGGACGUGGCGAUGGUGGCGGCCGCGGCUGUUGAUGUGAUUGCUGUCGGCGGCAUGCCUGCCCGUGCCUCGCCGUCAGUGGCUGCCGAGAGGGACGGCGCGGGUGUGGGCCCGUCAACGCCGUCGCCCCACGCGGCUCCGCCGCAGCUGCCGUCGCUGCCGGUGCCCCAGCAAACCGAGGCCGCGAUGCGACCGGCCCUUCGGCCGGACCAGCAGGAGCAGCAACGGUCGGAGCAGCCGCUGGAGCAGCCACAGCAGGGCACGACCGAGGCGCAAGCGCAGCAGCAGCUGCAGCAGCUGCAGCUGCAGCAGCGGCAGGAGAAGCCGGCUGGCGUGCUGGAGGAAGUGCAGCCGCCAGCCGCAGUGCCUGAGGCAGCCCCUGCGCCGCAGUUCUCCUUCAGCCUGCCGGCUGCGGCUGCGACCGCGGCGGCGGCGUACCGCCCGCCCAUCUUGUCCCUGCCCGACUCCACGCAGGCGCCGGGCUCGCCGUCCGCGCUGCAGCCCUCGCCGUUCACGCGGGCGGCGGUGGCUGACCGCAUCCGCGAGGCUGCAGCCGGCAAUGCCAGCGACACGCAGCUGACCGGCAGCCACUUGCUGCGCGGCGUGGGCGUAACCUCUGCUGCCGCAGCCAAGCCCGUCGCGCGCAUGACCGACUUCGCCUCAGCUCCCAUGGACCUGUGUGUGACAAUGACCUCGGAACCCGACACCGUGGGUGCCGCCAGCCCCGGCCCCAGCCCCUCCGCCGCGCUGCCCAUGUUCCAACCCGGACGCCUGGUCGCCACCACCGCCGCGCGCGGCAGUGCGUCCUCCGCCCUGGGCACCCAACACUCCCCGGGUGUUGAAGGCAUUGCCAAGCGGCAGCUGCAGCCGCCGCAGCAGCAGAUGCUACAACCACAGGCAGCGGUGGCGGCGCAAGCGACGGGCACCCGCGUUCGACAGCAGGUGCGCAAGAGCAUGAGCGCUACCUUCCUGGCGCAGCCCCUGCAGCCGCAUGGCGCGAGCCCUAACUCUGCGCUCCUGCUACAGCAGCAGCAGCCACCCAACCAGUCCGCCAACUCGCUACAGCCGCCGGGCUCUGCCGGCGCCCUUGCUUUAAGCGGCGCUUCUGCCGCGCUGUUGAUGGGCGGUCCCGCCAGUGCCGGCAGCGGCCCCGGCAUGGGCCACAGCAGCGGCGGCCUUCCGGCUGCGACAAACAGCAGCGGUGGCGGCGGCCCUGACUCUUCCGGCGGCCGCCCGCAACAGCAGCCGAAGGAUGGCAAGCUGGUCCGGCGCGGUGUGACCGCGGUGGCGCGAAUGCUGGGUCUGGGCACCGGCGCGGUGGCGGCGGCGGAGGGGCCAGGCCCGUUGCCGGUGCCCGCCGGCCCGCGCAUUGUGGACCUUAUGUCGGGCUCUGCCGCCCCCGCUGGCGUCGCAGGCGCCGCCACGGAGGGCGCGGGGCCAGCCAACGACGGGCUGGGUGGCCUCUCGGGCUCCCAGUACGUGCAGCGCCUGUCCGGCCUCGGCAGCAUGCCGCUGCUGGCGCCGGUGGCGGAGGACGGCGAGGGCGGCAGCGGCAGCCACCAGGGCCUGGCUGUAGUGGCGCUGGCGGGCGGCGGCGGCGGCGCGCCGUUACCGUCACCGCGGCGGCGGCUGCCGUACAACAUGCCUCACCACAUGCAGCAAGUCAUGAUGCAACAGCAGCAGCAGCAGCCGCAGCAGCAACAACAACAGCAGACGUUGCCGGCGGCGCUGGCGCCCAUCUUCGCGCGGCUGUCUACCGGCGGUGGCGGCUUGCAGGGGGCGGGCGGCGGUGGCGGACUAUCCAGCUACGCCUCCGCCAGCCACUUGCCAGUCGUGUUCAGUCCCGGCGGCGCGCCAGCCAUGUCGCCGUACGAUCCGGCCGUACCGCUGCCACACCGCCGCGGCGGUACGGCACUGGAUCCCUACAUGCCGCCGCCGCUGGACAGUUUCAGCAGCGUGGCGGGCGCGCGCUUCUUGCUCAGUGGCUGUACGGGUCCCGCCAGCGGCCUGGGCUCGCAGCUGCUCAGCGCAAACACGGGCGGCGCCGCCGCCGCCGGCAUCAGCGGUGUGCUGUGCAGCGUGCCAGAGGCGGCCGCGCCGCCGCUGCUGUCGCCGCGGCCGUAUCUGCAGGACGAGGCGCGGUCGGCGUCGGCUACGACGACGCCGCGGGGUGUGUACCGAGUGGGCCGCAGCCUGACGGCGACUGGAGGCCUGGCGUACGCCGGCGCGGGUGCUGCGCCGGACGCGGCGGCGGCGGCGGCGGCGGCGGCGGCGGCGGCGCUAUCAGGUGGCGGCGGCGCCAGCAACAUGUACGCCUUCUUGCGGCGUUCCGGCACCGGCUCCGCUUACGCGCACCUGGCGCCGCCGAUUAUGGCCGGCGGCGGCGGCGGCGCCCCCGGCGCCAUUGUCGUGAGCGCGUCGGCGCAGCUGCCUCGGUUUGGCCGCACGAGUCUGAACAACAACACCAUUGACAACAGCGCGAUGGCUCCGGAUCUGGGCCCCGGGGCCACUGGCUACAUCGUCGGCAACACCACCGGCAGCAGCGCCGUCGUGGUGGUGGGCGGGCCAAGCAGCAAGAGCCGGCGCAGCAGCGUAGAAAUGCUGCAGCCCGAAAACACCAGCGGCAAGGGCAGUAGCGGCGGCGGCGCCAAGCCUCUGCUAGCCUCCGCCGCCUCCGCCGCUAGCAAGCUAUUCCGCCGCAUAGGCACCGGCAGCGGCAACCGCGACGGCAUUCCCAGUGUCACAACUGCGACCGCCGGCGCCGCGGGCGCCGCAGGAUUUGACAGCUCCGGCGCCGCCACCCUUGCCGCGGGCAUCAGUGCCCUGCCGCUCGACGGCGGGCUGGCCUCGGCUGGCCACUCCCAGUACCGCAUCAGCCCCGCGACGUCCACACACCACAGCGCCGUCGCGGUCGCGGCGACUGCCGCCGCCGCCGUGUUCGGCGGCGUCGACGCCAUCGAUGGCGGCGCGGCAUGGACGGCGGCGGCGCCGGUCAUGCCCAAGCCACCUUCGCACGUGAACCUGGCGGCGCUGGCGGCGGCUCGCGGCAGCUCGGAGGGACAGUUGCAGGCGGAGUUGAGUUCCGCCCUGGGCGCGGCCGGUAUGGCGGCGGCGGCGGGCGCAUCGGCGGCGGCGGCGGCGGCGGUGGCGCGGUCGCCGUCGGCCCUCCGGAAGCGCGCCAUCACCGACGGCGGUGUUGUGGGCGCGAACGAGCCGGGCGCGACGGCUGAAGAGGAGCUCGAGGCGACGGAGGCCAUGCCAUCGGCCCUAUUCGGCUGCGGCAGUGUCGGCGGUCACAGCACCGGACCCAACAGCAGCGGCGGCGAGGCUGGCGGUGGCAGCGGCAGCGGGCCGGUGUCGCCUGCCGGCGGCGGCGCUGGUGGGCUGGCGCCGCUGUCGCCGUCGGGGUCCCUGGUGCAGGGCGUGGGCAGCCCCCGCAUGCUGCGCAACAGCGUGUCGUCAAGACGGCCCAGCCGCCUCGGCCGCAGCGCCGCCGCCAGCGCGACCGCUGCCGCCUCCGCCAGCAGCCGAUUCCUGCUGGAUGCGGACCGCGCCGCCAGCGGCACCGUCAGCAGCGCUGACGUGGCGGGGCUGGUGUCGUCGCCGCCCGGCGCGCGGGCGUCAGGCACAUCGCAGCUGCUGCUGCACGCCGGCGGCAGCAUCAGCCACCUGAGCCAGGGCGGGCACUCGGGCGCGGUGGCGGUGGGCGUCAGUGUGGACGCCACGGAGGAGGAGGGGCUGGAGGACCUGCGGCGGGCUGAGGGCGCCGAGGACACCGCGCCGCGGGUGCCGCUGCCGCCGCCCUCCGCCAUAUAUGACGCCGACGGUCAGCAGGUGCCAGCAGUGACGGCUGGUACGGCGGCUGCGGCUGCGCCGGCCAGCGGCCGCACGUUUGCGGCAGCCAUGAUGAGCGCCACAGCGGCGGCGUCGGAGGAUGCGCACGUGUCGGAUUCCGCCCUGUCGGGCGGCGGCAAGGUAACGGCGCGCAAAGGCGCCGCCGGCGCACAGGAUCGGCGUGCAGCAGCGGGUGAGGCCGCUGGCGCAGGUGGCAAGGGUGCGGAGGUGCGGGGUCCUCGGGAAGUGCGGCCGCCAGCCGGGGGUGCGCCAGCGCAGCAAGGCAAGCAGCAGGCGUCGCCGCGCGUGGAGUUGUCUCUGUGGGAUCGGAUCAAGCGUGCGCUUGCAUGCGGUGCGCCAUAAACGUGACAGGCGCAGAAUUCUCAAGGCUUUUCAUGACAGCGUGAAUGGUGUUGUGGGAUUGCACUCACGCCGAGCGCUUGUUGCUUGGCGGUGGUUGGUUGGUGGGGCAGUUGGUUGGCCGGCGGUGUGUGAAUGGCUGAGUGCUCCCAUGUUUUGCGAGAAACCGCUACGGUAGGUCGUCGCACGUAUGCGCGCAGUGAGAAUGGCCUCGUAUCCAGUCUUGUGAAUGCGCCUUUGGGUGUUCAAUCACGAAUGAGUCUAAUGAACGGUCGGUCAAGAUGGAUGCAUUCUGCCGUUGGCCACAACAGUGCAGGCCGUUAGGAGGGUCUUACAAAUGUGCGGUAUACCACUGCUGGUGGCAUCAAAAAGCGCUGAGGAGGUUGCAUUCUUGCUGUGCAGCAGCUGGUGCAAACGGAUGCGGGCGAACGUUGAGAAGCAAGGUAUGGCCGGGAUAUUUAUAUGACAAGAUAGGUGGUUCGGUAGGGGGCUUCGCCUCCCCUGGAUCGCUUCGUUCAGGGGGCUCAGCUUUGUACAGCUGGACAAUGGGCUGAGCUCCGCCGGGAUAUUUAUAUGAGAUUGAGGUGACAGGGUAGCGAGGCGCAGCGCUCGGCCGAACCAUGCAUUGCAGCGUUUGCUGGUGAGCCGCUCUGAACACAUGCACAGCCAGCAGAUGAUGGCAUAUUCGUAAUGGUUGGUCGGUUGCCAUGUCAGCAACAUGUUUGCGCAGAGCGCAUAUGCAGUCUUGCAUGCGCGAACGGAUGCAUUGCAGGGGGCGUAGCUGCGCACGCCCCAGGUGCAAGCCCAAGUGCACGUUGGCCACAGGGGCACCAGAGAGCCGGGCUGCACGAUGGAUUCCGUCGGUGUUGCGGCAUGAAUUCUGCAAAUGCUUUUCCUUUGCGGAACUGCAUGCACCGAAGGCAUGAAAUCCGCAGACGACGGACAGGCAGUGGAGCUAAGGGAUUACUUCAUCGACUAGGUAGCACGAUUGUUUCCUUCUGGCGGCGCAGCAUACGUAUGGACAUCAUAAAUGAUAAUUGCAUUUCUCCCAUCACAUGCUGAGAAGUGGUGCGGGAUUACCUUGCAUUUAAGGCACUGUGCUGGGUAUGGGCGUGACAGACGGUGCUCUCAUCACGCUGCGGGUUCUGCACGUGGUGCAGGAGGUCGGGGCCCGCCGCCCCCAUAAGCUUUUUUGUGGCUGGGAUACCCCAAUGAAAAGCUGCUGAUGCAUUUCAUGAAAAACUUGCAGACACAACCGACUGAACUACCGUACUUAUAUACUGCCGUGUUUUUUUACGCUCGGCUGGGACGCGUGGCGAAGACAGGACGGCGCGUAUCGGCAACUACUGCAAUCCAUACCGGGGAAGGUGUAAGGAGGGACGCGGGCGCUGUGAGCACACGUUCGGGUGCACACGUGCUCACGCUGAUGAGUGGGUGUGUCACGUGUGUGGUGUAUGUGCCAUACUGGAGAUGGAGGGAGACACGGCUACAGGGGUGCGGAACCCGUGGGAUGCCGAAGGGUCAUUCCCGCUGGCACUAAAGAUGCUGAGGGAUGUGCAGGGGCGGGGGGGUCGGCCCUUCAUUUACAGCGCUUAAAUGCUUCUGCAUGGUUACAGGCGCGUGUGGGGGUGGAUUGCCUGUCGACGAGUGCCUGUGGUCAUGCGCUAGUGGGGGCUCUGACUGGCUGCCGCCAUCAGGCCCUGGCCGCCAUGUAUGCCGCAUUCAUGCCCGGCAAACAGGACUGAGGUGAGGCGCCAAAGGUUAUUCGGGAUGUUCCAGGCAGGCUCUCGGUAGAAGCAGUGUGGUUGGGGCCAUACUCUUGCGCUUCGCGCUGCAAUCAUGCUUCGCACAUUGCGCGUGGCGUUUUGUGGGCUGUGGCUGUUGGAGGUGAAGGUCUGUGGCCCUCGCAUUGGGGCCGACAAUAGGGAAAUGGACACGGUUAGACGAAAAAUGGACAAUUGCAACUUGGCUGGUAGGAUUGGCUGGUAGGAGUGUCUCCAUUCAAACGGUUACAGGAUGUUGUCCCGACUGAACACAUUGCGGAGGGGUGCACGCCGUUGGCCUUGAGGUAGCCUUGAAGCAAGGAUAGGUGUGGCGUGAGUGGAGAUGUGCAGCAGUGUGGUCGCGUAGAUUACAGGAACCAAACUCAAAAUGUGCGUGUGAUUGUGUGGGUGCGGGUGUGUGGCAGCGUUCACGGGCCGCUUGGGCCCGGGCACCUCGAGCGUGCUGUCGACAGGGCCACCACAUUACCUUUCCAGCGUGUCCUGGUCAGGAACUCCUACUGCAAAGUGGCGUCGGCAAAGUGGCAUCGGCGGAAGCGGGCUCCUGCGUUCCCACAUCUUGCCAUGGGCUGGCAACUGACACCACCGUGCGUGCGUGGGGGUGCAGUUAUGGGGGUCAGCGGAACAGGGCAGAAUGAGCCCUACUUGGUAUCAGGGGUGCCCCUGCCUGUAAGUGUGUGCCUGC